Cyanistes caeruleus (blue tit) is the source of this 2185-nucleotide messenger RNA. It is a transcript of the gene USH1G, whose product is annotated as USH1 protein network component sans. The record is from RefSeq and is a predicted model, not a curated record. Gene Ontology annotation, molecular function: protein binding. Lineage: Eukaryota; Metazoa; Chordata; Aves; Passeriformes; Paridae. Gene Ontology annotation, biological process: sensory perception of sound; sensory perception of light stimulus; equilibrioception.
UGUCCUGGUACGCGGAACUGUGCGAGGCGAGCGGGGCCCUCCUGGCAGCUGCCCCUGGACCCCCUGGGCACCCAUGUGCUGCCUCAGGGACCCCUUCACACCAUGAAUGACCAGUACCACCGAGCCGCCCGGGAUGGCUACCUGGACCUGCUGAAGGAAGCCACCAAGAAGGACCUGAACUCACCAGAUGAGGAUGGCAUGACCCCGACCCUAUGGGCCGCCUACCACGGCAACCUGGAUGCCCUGCGCCUGAUUGUGAGCAGAGGGGGCGAUCCAGACAAAUGUGACAUCUGGGGGAACACCCCUCUCCACCUGGCAGCAGCCAACGGCCACUUGAACUGCCUCUCCUUCCUCAUCUCCUUUGGGGCCAACAUCUGGUGCCUGGACAAUGACUACCACACCCCCCUGGACAUGGCAGCCAUGAAGGGGCACAUGGAGUGUGUGCGGUACCUGGACUCGAUUGCUGCCAAGCAGAGCAGCCUCAACCCCAAGCUGGUGAGCAAACUGAAGGACAAGGCCUUUCGGGACGCCGAGAGGAGGAUUAAGGACUGCGUGAAGCUGCAGAAGAAGCACCACGAAAGGAUGGAGAAACGGUACAGAAAGGAGAUGUCAGAUAAUUCGGAUACCAUGAGCUUUUCCAGCUAUUCGAGCAGCACCUUAAGCAAGAAGUUCCAGCACAUGUCUAUGGUGACUUCCCUGCCAUACUCACAAGCCACCAUCCAUGGCACAGCCAAGGGGAAGACGAAAAUACAAAAGAAGUUAGAGAAGAAGAAGCAGGUGGAUGGGACAUUCAAGAUCUACGAAGAUGGGAGGAAAAGCGUGCGGUCUCUGUCUGGUCUGCAGCUGGGAAAUGACGUCAUGUUUGUGAAGCAGGGCACGUACGCCAGCCCCAAGGAGUGGACUCGCCGCAAUAUCCGAGACAUGUUCCUUACGGAUGAAGACACUGUCUCCCGUGCCAUAAGCGACCCAGGUUUGCACAUGGACUCAGCCCACUCGGAGGUCAGCACCGACUCUGGACACGACUCCUUGUUCAACCGCCCGGGGCUGGGCACCAUGGUGUUCCGGCGCAACUACGUCAGCAGCGGGCUCUUCGGGAUCGGCCGGGAGGACGGGGGAGCGCUGGGGGAGGACAGCAGCGAUGGGAUGGGGGUCAAACUGCAGAGCCGCCUGCAGCGCUCGCCAAGUCUCAAUGACAGCAUUGGCAGUGCCAACAGCCUGCAGGAGAGGAACGCAGAGGAGCUGCCCUGGGAUGAGGUGGAGCUGGGCUUAGACGAUGAUGACGAACCAGACACCAGCCCCUUGGAAACUUUUCUGGCUUCCCUGCACAUGUUUGAGUUCAUCUCCAUCCUGAAGAAGGAAAAGAUUGACUUGGAGGCCCUCAUGCUGUGUUCAGACAAUGACCUGAAGAGCAUCAAUAUCCCACUGGGCCCCAGGAAAAAGAUUGUGGAUGCCAUCCAGAGGAGACGACAAACGCUGGAGAAGCCAGACGUCAUUGUAGACACUGAACUGUAAGUAGGAGAUGAGGCGUCUGAGAGGUUAAACCCUUCAGCAGGUGGAGAUGUGGAUAAUGUAAAGUCUUGUUUUCAACCUGCUUUGGAAGAGUAGGAGUCCAGGUAACCUCAGCACUUCUGUGUGUGGGCACAUUCCUGCUCGUGUGGAAAGGAUGAGUUUGGAGAGGUAGCAAUAGUGUUAGUUCAUUACUCAACAACCUUAAUGUAACUGGGCAGGACAUGAAGCCCGUGUUUCGUUUCAUAACCCAUUUGAAUGCAGACUGCUCUGUGGUCUGAUGCUUCUCAGUCCAUGUAGCUGAGAUUUUCAACCACACUCACGCUUGUCUUGACUCUUCACCUUUUCAAGACAUUAGGAAAUCAACCGCAAUUCCCAGUGGGAGCAGGCUGACGGCAGUGCCCGGUGGCAUUGGGAAUCCUUCCCCAAAUGCCUGAGAUCUUACUCAGUCCUCUGGAGAUUGCAUAUGAGGGUUGGAGUUGUUGCUGUUUUAUGGUAUUUCCAGGGUUUGGUUGGUAGGGUUAAAGGACAGGGUACCUGUCAGAGAGGUGAAGGGAAGGCAACAUGCACUGACACGCACAAUUCACUGUGUUUGGCCUUCAGACAGCUGUGUGCUGCUUUUACACUACAGCUUGUUCCUGGAUCCUCAGGGUGCUGAUGGAUUUUUUUUUCUUUCCCU